Messenger RNA from Arachis stenosperma, 753 nucleotides. RefSeq lists its product as uncharacterized. The coding region runs from base 1 to 753 and encodes 250 amino acids. The record is from RefSeq and is a predicted model, not a curated record. The transcript is spliced from 4 exons. NCBI's taxonomy places the organism in Eukaryota, Viridiplantae, Streptophyta, Magnoliopsida, Fabales, Fabaceae.
AUGUCAACAACGGAUGCACACAUAAGAUAUUAUAUUUGGCUUAUAGAUUCCAACAGCACAAUCAAGCCGGCAAGAUUAAGUGUGAGGGAGGCUAUGAAACGGCCUAACGAAAGUUGGCGUAAGAUUACCACUAAAUACAAGGUUUAUAAAGAAUGUGUCAAGCAAAUUUUUCGCUUUGAUGAAAAUAAUGAAAGAACUAUCAAGAAAUAUAUUUUGAAAAGUAUGAGAAGGUCUUGGAAGGAAACAAGGCUAAGGUUGUAUGAUGCCUUUUACGAGCCAACAUUCACAUUUGAACAAAAUAUUGAGCACCGUCCACCGGGAAUUAAUCGAGAGCAUUGGAGAAAGUUCCUGGAAUAUCGCGCCAAAGCUGAGAUGAAGAAAAAAAUUGAGAUUGAGCAACAUGAUGAGUCUUCUAGAGUGUUGUCUCAAAAUAAUUCCAUUGCUCAGGUUUUCGGAAAAGAGAAACCGGGUAGAGUACGUGGUAUGGGUUUCGGUCCGACUCCUACUCAACUCUUCGGUUCAAAUUCACAUGUGCCAGGUAACGGAGUCGAAGUAGAAGAGACCCAGAGAAAGCUGCUUGCACUACAGGCAGAGCUGGAUGGCGAGAAGUUGAAGAGGAAGAAGAUGGAGGAUGAGGCAACAGCAGAGAAGAAAAAGAUGCAAGCGAUGGAGAGAGAUCUGAUUUAUCUAUUUCAAAGGCAGGGUGAGGAGCUGCCACGAGACAUCGCUGUAGAGACGAGUUCCGUGGAAUGA